Molecule: messenger RNA, 3431 nt
Organism: Punica granatum (pomegranate)
Lineage: Eukaryota; Viridiplantae; Streptophyta; Magnoliopsida; Myrtales; Lythraceae
Source: RefSeq, a predicted model, not a curated record
AAAAUUAUAAUAGGAAAUUGACUACCUAGCCUACCUAAGUUACCAAAAGAUAAGAUAUCAAAAAAAAUCGAAGGAAUAUCCGACUAAUUCGACUUCGUAAAAUCAAACAUAACUCGAGAUAGCACAAGAAUAUUACGUGCUUGAUCUCCGAGAUAUCGGUGCCAUAAAUAUUUCUUUCUCCGCCCUCUGUUGAAUACAAUUCACGCCCAUACCCAUGCAUAUAUGUGUUUGUGUCCUCCGCACAGGCUCCACAUGCAGAGCUUCCUUCAAUUGUCUCUAAGAAUUGGGUUUAGUCUUCUAGUGGGCUGACUCCACAAUCUUGGGCUUGAAUUAGUCCAAAAUGUUCCACAUAUACACGGUCCAUUUCCACUACAUCCGAUCCAUUAUUUCUCCAUGACAGGGGAAAAUCAUCGAGAUAUCUCGCACACAUCACGGCCUGGCUAUUUUCACAUUUUACGGAAAAUAAGUGUAAACACUAUUUUUUUGAAGUCAAAGCCAAAAAUCUCUCUGUAUAAUGUGCGUGCCCCUCUCGCUCUCUCUCUGACCGGACCACUCUUCUUUCUCUUUCCCAUUCAUGGCUGCCCCGGAAUAUAGGCAGAGUGUCUAAUUUUGAAUUGUUAGCCAAUGUCGUGGGAAACGGGAUAUCAGAGGCUGAGGUACUUUUGUCAAAGGACUUCUCUGUUUGUGGUUGGGUUGAUUCGCUGCUUCAGUUCGGUGCAUCUUCUUCAUCUUUCAGGUGACUUCUCUCUUUGGUGCGGGCUUCAUCUUAUCAGGUGUUGAGAGCAAAUAAUAAAAGUGACACGCAGCAGUAAAAAUACAUAUAAAUUCUUUCACAAGACCGAACAGGACCAAACUGCCUACUGCAAUACAAGGGUAGAGAAACAGAAUGUGGCUACAAAAGGGUCAUCUGGAGAAGAAGGGCUCGAAUAACGGACUUGUGGCGGUUGCCAUAGACAAGGAUAAAGGAAGCCAAUACGCUCUCAAAUGGGCCAGUGAGAACCUUCUCUCCCGUGGCAAAACCGUCGUCCUCAUCCACGUCAAUCCAAUUGAGGAUCAUCAUCAUCAUCAUCAUCACCAUUCCGAUGCCGACAAUGGACCAGCAUCUCCUUACCGACAACAACUUGAGAGGAUAACGAGGGAGCUUUUCCUCAGCUUCCACUGUUAUUGUACCCGAAAGGAUAUUCACUGCUUUGACGUGAUCCUCGAGGAUGCCGAUGUGGUAAAGGCAAUAACAGAGUAUGUUUCCUCUGCUGGAAUAGAAAACUUAGUUCUCGGUGCUUCAUCCCGCCAUGGCUUCAUGAGAUUCAAGACGUCGUCAAUCCCAACCAAUGUGUCAAAAGGGGCACCUGAUUUCUGCACAGUGUACAUCAUCUCCAAAGGAAAGAUCUCCUCCAUGAGACAUGCCUCUCGGCCAGCUCCCUAUACAUCCCCCUUGCUUGAGCAGAUACAGAAUCUAAAUAAAGAACACACUGAUUCUUCUGAGAUACAAUCAGUAAACAGCUUGCGAGCUGAGAGAACGCCUAUCAAACAUCACGGCGUGCAUGAUGACUCCAUCAAGUCGCCAUUUGGUCGAGGCAGGCAUCCCGGUGGGAUUCCUUGGGGAGGAGACACACCCGAAUCAGAGACUGACAUAUCAUUUGUUAGCUCAGGGCGACCGAGCUCUGAUCGGUCCUCCUCCGGCUUCUUGUACGAUAUUGUUGAUGAUGUAGGCCAUCCCACAAGGCUCUCCACUAGCUCGGAAGGCUUUGGAUCUAUUCACUGGGGAUCAAAAUUCAGUGACCAGAGCUCUCUUCAUGAGUUUUCAUCGUUUUCACAUGACAGCACUGCAACAUCGGAUUCACAUUCAUCACAUCACCUGGAUGAGGUGGAAGCAGAAAUGAGGAGGCUAAAGCUAGAGCUGAAGCAAACAAUGGACAUGUACAGCACGGCCUGCAAGGAAGCACUUACAGCAAAACAGAAGGCAAUGGAGCUGCACCGGUGGAGACUAGAUGAAGAACGGAAAUUGGAAGAGGCGCGACUUGCUCAGGAGGCUGCACUCUCUAUUGCGGAGAAAGAGAGAGCCAAGUGCAGAGCUGCCAUUGAACAAGCUGAGAAGGCUCAGAAGAUUGCAGAAUUGGAGGCUCAGAGGAGGAUCAAUAUGGAGAUGAGGGCCCGGAGAGAAGCAGAGGAGAUGAGAAAAGCUUUGGGUGGAAUGCAGAUGGAAGAUGUGAGAUACAGGAAAUACACCAUCGAAGAGAUUGAAGCUGCUACUGAUUGCUUCUCCGAGUCUCGCAAGAUCGGAGAAGGUGGUUAUGGUCCUGUCUUCAAGUGCUACCUUGAUCACACGCCAGUGGCUAUUAAGGUAUUGCGCCCUGAAGCAGCUCAAGGAAGAUCACAGUUUCGGCAAGAGGUUGAAGUGCUUAGUUGCAUAAGGCAUCCCAACAUGGUAUUGCUCCUGGGAGCAUGCCCCGAGUACGGAUGUCUGGUCUAUGAGUACAUGGCAAAUGGGAGCUUAGAGGACCGUCUGUUGAGAAGGGGCAACAGCCCAGCCCUUACUUGGCAGCACCGCUUCCGGAUUGCUGCAGAGAUAGCGACGGGGUUGCUGUUCCUCCACCAGACUAAGCCCGAGCCCAUAGUUCAUCGCGACCUUAAACCGGGCAAUGUCCUGCUGGACCACAACUUCGUCAGCAAGAUCAGCGACGUGGGACUGGCAAGGCUCGUGCCUGCAGUGGCAGAGAAUGUGACGCAGUACCACAUGACCUCAACGGCGGGGACUUUCUGCUACAUCGACCCCGAGUAUCAACAGACAGGGAUGCUGGGUGUGAAGUCCGACCUGUACUCACUGGGAAUAGUGCUCCUGCAACUGAUAACAGCAAAGCCACCAAUGGGCAUCACCCACCUGAUCGAGGGCUCCAUAGAAAAGGGCAACUUUGCGGAGGUGCUGGACCCGUCUGUGCUGGACUGGCCAGUGGAGGAAGCACUGUACCUUGCCAAGAUAGGCAUCCAGUGCGCGGAGAUGAGAAGGAAGGACAGGCCCGACCUUGGCAAGGUCGUGCUGCCAGAGCUCCUGAGAUUGAGGGAAUUCGCGGACCAGAAAUCCCCAACAACAAGCAUCUGGUAUUGCGGUAGCAGUGGCCCAUCUCCAGUCCAUAGUCAAGUAUCUCAGGAAGUACUGAGUGAUGCAUUGCCUGGGCAUUCGGGAAGUUCGAGGACACAUUCGGAAACAUCAUCCAUGGUGACAACUGGCUCAUGAUCAAUAUAUAGAACAAGGGACGAGAGAGAGUACGCUGAAUGCCAACAGCGACUUCCUAGCUCAUUUUUGGGUUGAAUAUGAUAACGAGUAUGAGAGGACUGGCCGAUAUCAUGUGUGCGUGAAUAUGUGCGCUAACUGAAAUAUUACAGAUUUCACAUAAUCUUCCAAAUUAUAUCAAUCAAGCCCGGUAGAAAUUUAA